Molecule: messenger RNA, 1839 nt
Organism: Lotus japonicus
Lineage: Eukaryota; Viridiplantae; Streptophyta; Magnoliopsida; Fabales; Fabaceae
Product: probable protein phosphatase 2C 46
Exons: 4
Coding region: 310-1506 (398 amino acids)
Biological process (GO): protein dephosphorylation
Molecular function (GO): cation binding; protein serine/threonine phosphatase activity
Source: RefSeq, a predicted model, not a curated record
AGAUAAUAGAAAGGAGAGAAAACACCGAAAGAGCUUCAGGUCACUCACUCGUCUCCUUCUCAUCUCUCACCUAUUAUAACUGAUCAUUUCAAGCACCUUUUUCUUCUUCUACAUCACAACAAAACCCUAUCUCCUUCUCACUCUCUCUCGGAUCUGUAGAUCUGAUUCUGGUUCAACUCUCAACACACCCUUCUACAGGUGUUGAUUAAUUUAUCCAAUUUUCGCGUGUUUGUGAUUCGGUUUGAUUUGAUUUACAUGUUUGGAUGUGAACGGGGAAUAUCGCGGGUUGUUUUGGUGGUGAAAUGAGGGAUGCUAUCUCGGUUAAUGGACUUGUACCUGAGCUCCUGCUGGCGGCGGCGAGGAUCCACGGACCACCGCAAAGGGGGCUCGGAUGUGGUUUCGGGGCGGAAGGAAGGGCUGUUGUGGUACAAGGACACCGGACAGCACUUAUUUGGUGAGUACUCUAUGGCGGUGGUGCAGGCUAACAACCUGCUUGAGGAUCAGAGCCAGCUUGAGUCUGGUCCACUCAGCUUCAUCGACGAUGGUGGCGGCCCGUACGGUACUUUCAUCGGUGUCUAUGAUGGUCACGGUGGACCUGAGACUUCACGCUACGUUUGUGAUCACCUCUUCCAGCAUCUAAAAAGAUUUGCGUCUGAGCACAAGUCUAUGUCGGUGGAGGUUAUUCGGAAGGCAUACCAAGCCACGGAAGAAGGUUUUCUGUCAGUGGUUACCAAACUGUGGCCUAUGAACGCCCAAAUUGCUUCUGUUGGAUCUUGUUGUUUGGUUGGUGUGAUUUGUGGUGGUGUCCUCUAUAUUGCUAACCUUGGUGAUUCCCGUGCUGUACUUGGGCGCGUUGUCAGGGCAACUGGGGAGGUUUUGGCAAUCCAACUUUCUUCGGAGCAUAAUGUGAGUAUAGAAUCUGUGAGACAAGAAAUGCAUUCUUUGCAUCCGGAUGACUCGAAAAUUGUGGUUUUGAAGCACAAUGUAUGGCGGGUGAAGGGUCUGAUACAGGUUUCUAGAUCCAUUGGUGAUGUAUACCUUAAAAAGGCAGAAUUUAACAAGGAACCUCUUUAUGCUAAGUUUCGUCUUCGUGACACUUUUAAAAGGCCAAUUUUGAGCUCUGACCCAUCAAUUUCUGUUCAUGAACUUCAACAGCAUGAUCAGUUUAUCAUAUUUGCUUCUGAUGGUCUUUGGGAACACCUUAGCAAUCAGGAUGCUGUUGAUAUAGUUCAAAAUCACCCACACAAUGGAAGCGCUCGGAGGCUCAUCAAAACUGCUUUGCAGGAAGCAGCUAAAAAGAGAGAGAUGAGGUACUCUGAUUUGAAGAAAAUUGACCGCGGUGUCCGGCGGCAUUUCCACGAUGAUAUCACUGUUGUAGUUGUAUUUCUGGACUCCAAUCUUGUCAGUAGAGCUAGCUCAGUAAGAGGUCCUCCUGUGUCAGUGAGAGGAGGUGGGGUUCCCCUACCUUCUAGAUCUUUGGCACCUAUGGAAUUUAGUUCUGGCUGAUGAAGCGCUUUAUGAUCUGUUACAUUUGUAUGUAGUGUUGCACCCUUAGCAAACAUUGAGCUCUGGUGACCCACCAGCUUGUAUAUCCAGUUUAACAGAGAUUGAGAAAACAUCUGGUCAAUUAAUACAAUGUAGCAAGUAACUUGGGGCAUGUAGCUAGCGUUGAGUAAAAGCAUAAUUGAAAUAGAGCACCAAAGCCAAAGGUGAGCUUGAAUGUUUGAUCUUGGAGAGACAUCUUGUGCAUAUGAGCAUAUCACAUUUUUCUCUUCCAAUGGGGAGUGAUUUCUGUAAAUUAUACGUUGCACUCUUUGAAUGCUGAACUAGUUUUUUGCA